CCGAGCUUCACCUACACCUGAGCCGGGAGACCAACAGUGGACACUUUUCAGAGAGUGAAGAAGAGGAGCGACCCACCUGACGACGACGAUGAUGAUGAUGACGACGACGAUGAUGAUGAUCCACAGUUCCAGUGUUUGAGCUCAGUCCUCAGAGUUUUACACGUCAAGCUCGUUGUUGAUCAGACGACACUGCUGCUGCUCUCAAUUCAAAUCAGAUCCUGGAUCGUCUGGACCUUGAUGUGAAACAUCUCAUUAAACCCUCUGCGGGUUCUGAUCUGGAUCCUGGUCCUGAGGAUGUGGAGCUCCGUUCUGUCCACGAGGAGUCAGCAGAGCAGCGGCGCAGGAGGCGCCGAGGAGAACCGAGGAGGACAGAGGAGGAGACUGCCGAAACUGAAGAACCCCGCAAAGUUCUGGAAAAACAGCUCAACCAGACAGCAGAACCGCAGCCACACUGAAGAGAACGAGUUGGACUGUGUGGAGGAGAAGGAGCUGCUGGAGGAGGUCAGCAGGAGGCUGAUCAUCAGGGAGGAGCAGGUCUUCAGCCAGGACUGUCCCAGCGAGGACGAGGACCAGCUGCAGAAAGACUUUGAGGCUCUGAAACUUCAGAUAUUGAUGGCCAUCGACAACACCUUCAGCACCCCCUCGUCCUUAGGACACCUGGACGUCCUGAGGAGUGCUGUGGCCUCCAUCCAGCAGCAGGAGGUGCAGGACCGGCGUUGGACAGACUGUUCUGAAGACAGACUUCCAGUGUGGCGUCCUCUGAAAUGUCUCAGCAGUCACAACUCUCUGCUUCAGAACAUAGUGGACUCCAGACUGAAGACAGCUGCAGAGGACGAGCUGACCGGACCUGACAGACUGUCCUCACCUGUGAAGAGGGAGGUGUGUCGUAUGGGGACCCGUGUGAAGGAGGACCUGUUGGUGGUGAGGACGAUGAGGGACUGUUACCCUCCGCAGAUGGACAUCCUGAAUGUCUACGCUGGACUCUACCAUCAGGGGUUCUCUGCUCGGCUGAUGGAACUCGCUGCUUCUGGACUGGACAUAGACGACUGCAGCUACCUGCUGUUCUGGGUCAAUCACUUCUAUCCAGAUAAAAUAUUAAAACACGAAGACCUGGAUGGACAGAUAAAGACGGUCUGCCUGGGUUCACUGCUGCUGCAGGACCAUCUGAAACAGCUGGAGGAGCAGUACCUGAGCCACAAGGAGGAUAAAGUGAAGCUGUGGCUCAGCACAGCUCUAAAGAAAGAAGAGGAGAGCUGGCUGAGUGGCAGGAAACCAGAGCUCAUCGACAGCUAUUACUUCAGCCCGCUGGCUGUGGAUGUCAUACAGGUGAUAGACAGCUCCCUGACUGAGUUCAGCCAUGUGAUCAGAGACCAGAGCAGAAUCCAAAGGAUCACAGCUCACCUGGACAGCUUCCUUGGCAGCUACAAGAAGAGUGUGGAGGAGUUUAUGAAGGGAAACCACAGUAACAUCUGCUCGGUGGUCAAAGCUCACCUGGUCUGUGAGGAGCAGCUCAGGGAUUACAUCACAACAGGAAGUCUGCCUGAGCAGCAGAGACGUCGCUGUCUGGACACUCUGUCUGCCCUGAGGGAUUGUGGGUAUAGGUAUCUCACCUGUCCCAUUCAUGUCCAGCUGAAGGUGUGUUACAAGAACCUGUGGACACCUGACUGGUUGGAUGCGUCACCUCCUGUGGUCAUCUCUCUGCUGGACUCUCUGAAUGAACACCUGAUGGACCUGACUGACCUGAAACCAGCCUGCAGACAGUCCCUGCUGGGUGUCCUCCAUCAGGACGUGGCUCUUCAGUAUGUGAAGAGGAUGAUGAAGAACAGGAUGAAGAGCCGAGAGCAGCAGCAGGCCGGAGCUCAGAAGAUGAAGGAGGACGUUCAAACGAUGGACGACUUCUUCAAAGACCAGGGCUGCAGCGAGUCCUCGUGGUUCAGUAAGGUUCUCUGCAGCGUGGCUGAGGUUCUCCGUCUGCAGGAUCCGGGAAGCGUUCAUCUGGAGAUGGUCAGCCUGGCCAGGACGUGUCCCGACCUCAGUAACGCUCACGUGUCAGCACUGCUGUCUCUGAAAAUCGGCCUAUCAUCUGCUGACAUGCGCUCCAUCAGGCAGAGCUUGGAGGAGAACCGCCUCCUCGAUGUCUCCACCAAUCACAGCCCUCCGUUCUUCUCUAAGGUCAAAGUCAAAUGGAUCAGUAAUAAGAUCAAUCAGAUGGGGCUGUAGAGCUGAACUGUUAGCCUGUUAGCCUGUUAGCACAUAGACCUGUUAGCCUGUUAGCUCAUAGACCUGUUAGCCUGUUAGCACAUAGACCUGUUAGCCUGUUAGCUCAUAGACCUGUUAGCCUGUUAGCACAUAGACCUGUUAGCCUGUUAGCACAUAGACCUGUUAGCCUGUUAGCACAUAGAAUCUCUCUGUAAACAGUGAUUUUAUGUGGAUUCUCUGUGUGUUGCUGCCUCAUUACGUGAUUGGUUGAUAAUGAACGCACCAGGUGAAAUGAAGGUUCAGUCACAAGGUAAAUCUUUCACACUGAGGCUGCAUUCACCUGUAAUACUGAUGCUGAACACUUGGACAGAGGGGUCUUUAAAUCUUUCUCUGUGGAUAUUUUUGUCUUUCCAUGUGUGUAGUUCUUACUGUUAAUGUUAUUAUAUAGAUAAUAACCCAAAUGCUAUACAUAUACAUGAUCUGUCCAUCUGCCUGUGACAAACAGUCCAUAUUCAUAAGAUGAAGU
Molecule: messenger RNA, 2725 nt
Organism: Toxotes jaculatrix (banded archerfish)
Lineage: Eukaryota; Metazoa; Chordata; Actinopteri; Toxotidae
Gene: tnfaip2a
Product: tumor necrosis factor, alpha-induced protein 2a
Exons: 14
Coding region: 295-2220 (641 amino acids)
Biological process (GO): exocyst localization; exocytosis
Cellular component (GO): exocyst
Molecular function (GO): SNARE binding
Source: RefSeq, a predicted model, not a curated record